UCUCUCUAUGCUCUUCGUUCUCUCUUUCUCUGAUUCUGAGAAGUGAGAACCUCCCUAUAUCCCGUUUGUUAACUCACAAGUUUUGUCUCUUUUCCAGUCCAAUCAAUCUCAAUCCCAAGAAACACCUUCGUUUCCAUGGCUACUCCAAACCUUCCAUCAUCUUUGGAACACAGAUCUGAUGAUCAGUGGGUUUAUGACAUCUUUCUCAGUUUCAGAGGUGAAGACACUCGCAAGAGUUUCGUCGAUCACCUCUACUCCGCUUUGGUGAGAGCCAGAAUUAAAACCUUCCGAGAUGACGACGCGCUUCGAAGAGGGGAAAACAUCUCUACCGAAAUACUCAAUGCGAUCCGUGGAUCAAGGAUUUCCAUUGUUGUCUUUUCCCAAGGGUAUGCUUCUUCUAAGAGGUGUCUUGAAGAGCUUGCAGAAAUUGUGCGUUGCAAGAAUACGAAACGUCACACUUUUUUUCCUGUAUUUUAUCAUGUGAGCCCGACAGAUGUUCGAAAGCAGACUGGAACUUUUGCCGAAUCAUUUGCGCGGCAUGAAGAGCGGUUUCAGAAGGACAUGAUGAGGGUAAAAAGGUGGAGAGCAGCUCUAACUGAAGCUGCAAACUGUUCCGGCUGGGAUCUCGAGACUGUUAACGGGUAUUAUACUAUUUUUUUAAUCAAAAUCAUAUAAGCAUUCAAAAUUAAUCAAGAUUUUCAUCUACAAAA
Messenger RNA from Juglans microcarpa x Juglans regia, 710 nucleotides. RefSeq names its product disease resistance protein RPV1-like. The coding region runs from base 136 to 675 and encodes 179 amino acids. The record is from RefSeq and is a predicted model, not a curated record. Lineage: Eukaryota; Viridiplantae; Streptophyta; Magnoliopsida; Fagales; Juglandaceae. Gene Ontology annotation, biological process: signal transduction. The transcript has a single exon.